Messenger RNA from Anolis carolinensis (green anole), 2016 nucleotides. It is a transcript of the gene dynlt5, whose product is annotated as dynein light chain Tctex-type family member 5. Lineage: Eukaryota; Metazoa; Chordata; Lepidosauria; Squamata; Anolidae. The coding region runs from base 447 to 980 and encodes 177 amino acids. Gene Ontology annotation, molecular function: dynein intermediate chain binding. Gene Ontology annotation, cellular component: cytoplasmic dynein complex; cytoplasm. The record is from RefSeq and is a predicted model, not a curated record. Gene Ontology annotation, biological process: microtubule-based movement. The transcript is spliced from 6 exons.
GGCGAAAGAGCAGGACGCAGGACAACUCCAAUGGUUCCAUAGCACAGAGUCAGGGCAAUGAAAGUGCACUCUAUGGCACGGAGUCUGUAUUAAUUCUCGGCACUCGGACGAGGCACUCGGACGCGGCGUGGGUCCUUUGUAAGAGCGGACAGAAAGGAAAACAGCCUCUAUCCAGCCAUAAAAGGCAUCCUGGCUCCUCUUUGCCCUCUUUCUUCCCGGCCCCAGAGGCGGGGACAGCGCCCAGCGCCUUUGGCAGAGGGGUUGAUGAAUAAGUCUCCCUGGAAACGAGCAACAGCAGCUCCGGCUUUGGUCGGGCUCUCCUGCAGGAAAGCAAGCAAACGAGCAAGGCUGUAUGGCCAUGUUCCAGAAGCAUUCUUUCCUGACGUUUCACCCACAUCUGUGGCAAGCAUCCUCAGAGGUUGUGAGGUUGUUGGAAACUAGUAAAUAUGUCAGAUAUAAUGAAAGACAAAGCAACCCGCUUGCUGAGGAAAAGAGGGAGCAUAUCUUCCUUAGGGAGCCAUGAGGUCAAAGCAAAAGAGUUUCUUGGAAAAACUAAAGAUUCCAUCAGUACAGUGUCUUACAUGGAUGCACCAGGACACUAUGAAGAUAUCCUUCGUCCUGCUGUUCAGAUGGAGAACACAUACAGAUUGGGUCCUGCAAAAUGUUUCCCAGUGGGCACGGUGAAUAAUAUCUUGAAGGAUGUACUCACAAGUUAUCUUCAGGAAGAAAAAUAUGAAGCAGAAUUGUGUAGACAAAUGACAAAGACAAUCUCUGAGGUAACUAAAGCUCGCAUAAAAGACCUAAUGAUACCAAGAUACAAAAUUAUUGUGAUAAUAAAUAUUGGACAACUAAAGAAGCAAAGCAUACAGAUUGGAAGCAGGUGCCUCUGGGACACUACCAACGAUACUUUUUGCUCCUAUUCCUUCAAAAAUAGGUCAUUGUUUGCUCUUGCAAAUGUCUAUGCUGUUUACUCUGAGUAACAAGUGACAGUUCUCUGUGGAACUGAUGAGCCCAACAUACAGCUGGAUGUCAUUUGUUUUCUGCAGUACUGUGCAGACUCACCUGAGAGUAACCUUCAAUUAACUCAGUGAGACUUGAGUUUGGUUAAACCUGUGUGGAAUUAUUCUGUAUGGUGGGUUUGCUAAAUAGCAUAUACCUGGCCUUCCACAUUUGUAGGUUUAACUUUUGCAGAUUUAAUCAUUUGCUCAUUUGGUUAGUAUGUUCUCUAUAGGAAUCAGUAAGUUCUCCAGUAAAUUUCUAUGGUCAGUGUAUAUAGAAGUUGAUUAUGUAAGUCACCUGGAAGGCCUAGACAUUCUAGAGAAGUGUUCUCUUAGAUUUUAAAAAGUGUUUUUUUAUUUUUGGUUUUUCUUCUUUUGUGGAGGUCCAUGAAAAUGAAGGGGGGGGGGCUACUGUUAUCAUGUCUGUGUACACUAAGGAUUGUAAUUGUUUUUCUCAAGAAAACAGGGCUUAAUAUCACUGAUUCAAUUUUCACUCCAGGUAUGUAAACCUAAAGUUUCCUCAUGUAUUUAUUCCCAGGAGAGGACUUAAUAUCCCUACUGUUGUACUAAUUACAUUAUAAUGGCUGUGUAAAUAAGGUCUACAUUUGUGUUAUAGUCUUGAAAUAUUACUGAAAUAUUGAGAAAUUCACAUUUACUUUGGUGUACUGGUUUGUCUUUGAACUCUUUUUCAGAACAUUUGGGAAUUUAACUAGCAGUUAUUUCUUCUUCUUCUUGCUCUUCCUUUUUGUCAAUUAACAUUGCAGGGGACCUGAACUGGAUUUGGACUGUACUGGAGACAAGAAAGGUUUAAUCUGAAGUCCCUUAUAAUGAUCCAAGCUCAAUUUGAUCAGACACGUAGCAUCUCCCUCUCAAAAAACGUAUCAAUUUUUAACUCAUUACUACUUAGGUAUGCAAAUUGCAGGCCAAAGUCCUUGAUAUCCACAUUAGGAUCCAAUUCCAGAUUGGUUCUUUGAGUUUUCUUUAAAGUAGGGAAGAAAUAAAGAGAGAGCUAAUUACA